AUACCCUCUGCAUGUUACUGUUACAGUAUCAUCCUCCAAAAAACUUCAUCCAAAACCAUGAUCAGAUCACAUUUGCGCCUUGUAAUCUUCAUUGGGCUUCUUUUUGUGAAUCUGUUGCAAUUUUCAACUGCCUCAAUCGUCUCAACCGGAGAUUUCAACAAAGAUUUCUUCGUGACAUGGUCUCCUAGCCAUGUAAACACUUCUGCUGAUGGCACAACUAGAAGCUUGACGCUUGACAAGGAUUCAGGCUCUGGAUUUGCAUCAAACGACAUGUUCCUAUUUGGUCAGAUUGAUAUGCAAAUUAAGCUAAUACCAGGCGACUCCGCAGGCACAGUCGUGGCCUUUUAUAUGACAUCGGAUCAGCCAAAUCGCGAUGAAUUAGACUUUGAAUUCCUGGGAAACGUGAACGGGCAGCCAUAUAUGCUCCAAACCAAUGUUUUUGCUGAUGGGUACGGUGACAGAGAAGAGAGAAUAUCUCUGUGGUUUGAUCCCACAACAGAGUUUCACACCUAUUCCAUACUCUGGAACCUCAACCAAAUUGUUUUCAUGGUAGAUUGGGUGCCCAUCAGAACAUGCAGAAACCAUGCAGACAAGGGGGUUGCGUAUCCAAGGCGGCAGCCGAUGAGCAUAAAAACCAGCCUGUGGAACGGUGACAGCUGGGCGACACGCGGUGGCAAAGACAAGGUGGAUUGGUCCAAGGGCCCCUUCACGGCCUCGUUCAGGAACUACAAGAUCGAUGCCUGCGUCUGGAAGGGCAAUCCGAGAUUUUGCAGGGAAGCCAGCCCUGCGAAUUGGUGGAACCAGGACACGUCCAGCUCUCUAACGUGGGCGCAGAGGAGGCUUUUCAGAUGGGUCAGGAAGAACCACCUCAUUUAUGACUAUUGCCAGGACAGCAAGAGAUUCCAAAACAACCUCCCAAAGGAGUGCUCCCUUCCAAAGUAUUGAUCAAAAAAGGGUUGAUGGCCAAUUUGUUUCCCUCUUUUUGCUUCUUCUCAUGAUCAAUUUGUGUAUAAUUUACAUUAAAUAAUAUUGAAGGGUUUUUUAAGGUAAUUUGGGUCAAAGUAUCUCUACCCUAGCUUGGAAGCAAAGGAACCUUUUGUUAUCUCUUUUUGCACAAGUUUCCAAUAU
Molecule: messenger RNA, 1128 nt
Organism: Rhododendron vialii
Lineage: Eukaryota; Viridiplantae; Streptophyta; Magnoliopsida; Ericales; Ericaceae
Product: probable xyloglucan endotransglucosylase/hydrolase protein 10
Exons: 4
Coding region: 58-945 (295 amino acids)
Biological process (GO): xyloglucan metabolic process; cell wall biogenesis
Cellular component (GO): apoplast; cell wall
Molecular function (GO): hydrolase activity, hydrolyzing O-glycosyl compounds; xyloglucan:xyloglucosyl transferase activity
Source: RefSeq, a predicted model, not a curated record